Molecule: messenger RNA, 309 nt
Organism: Closterium sp. NIES-67
Lineage: Eukaryota; Viridiplantae; Streptophyta; Zygnematophyceae; Desmidiales; Closteriaceae
Source: the annotation of a GenBank genome assembly
UCCUGACAGAGAGUUGCUCGCCAGCACUCUGCACAGGGGCAUAUGCAUGGAGGAGGAGGAGGAGGAGGAGGAGGAGGAGGAGGAGGAGGAGGAGGAGGAGGAGGAGGAGGAGGAGGAGGAGGAGGAGGAGGAGGAGGAGGAGGAGGAGGAGGAGGAGGAGGAGGAGGAGGAGGAGGAGGAGGAGGAGGAGGAGGAGGAGGAGGAGGAGGAGGAGGAGGAGGAGGAGGAGGAGGAGAGGAGGGGGGGGGAGGAGGAGGGGGGGAAGGGGGGCCACGGUGAUGGGUAGAGGAAGGCAAGCGCGGCAUGAUG